AUGGCGCUGAGCGGGGCCGUGAGGGCGGCGAGGGGCAGGUGCGCGCGGGCGCUGAGCUCGGCGGUGUCACCGGGCGCAGGUGCCACCAGGGCCGCAGGUGCCACCAGGGCCGCAGGUGCCACCAGGGCCGCAGGUGCCACCAGGGCCACAGGUGACACCAUCUUCGCGCUGUCCUCGGCGCCGGGGCGCUGCGGCGUGGCCGUGAUCCGGGCCAGCGGGCCGGGCAGCGGCGCCGCCCUGCGCAGCCUCACCGGGACCCCCGAGCCCCCCGCCCGGGUCAUGGCCCUGCGGCGCAUCCGGGACCCCCAGAGCGCCGAGAGCCUGGACAGGGGGCUCGUGGUGUGGUUCCCAGGGCCCCGCAGCUUCACCGGGGAGGACUGCGCCGAGCUGCACGUGCACGGGGGGCCCGCCGUGGUCAGCGGGGUGCUGCGGGCCCUGGGCCGUUUGCCGGGGCUGCGUCCUGCCGAGCCGGGCGAGUUCACCCGCCGGGCGUUUGCCCACGGCAAGCUGGACCUGACGGCGGCCGAGGGGCUGCGGGACCUCAUCGGGGCCGAGACGGAGGCGCAGCGGCGCCAGGCGCUCCGGCAGAUGGAGGGCGACCUGGGCCGGCUCUACCAGCGCUGGAGCCACGCCCUCACCCAGGCACUCGCCCACCUGGAGGCCUACAUCGACUUCAGCGAGGAUGACAACGUGGAGGAAGAGGUUCUGAGCCAAGUGCGUGUCACCGUGCGGGCGCUGCUGCAGGAGCUCCGGGGCCACCUGCGGGACGGGCGCCGGGGGGAGCUGCUGCGGGGGGGGGUCCGGGCCGUCAUCGCCGGCCCCCCCAACGUGGGCAAGAGCAGCCUGCUCAACCUGCUCUGUCGGCGCCCGGCCGCCAUCGUGUCCCCCACGGCGGGGACCACGCGGGACGUGCUGGAGGUGGCCCUGGACAUCGGGGGGUACCCGCUGGUGCUCAGUGACACCGCGGGGCUGCGCCAGGCCACCGACCCCGUGGAGCGCGAGGGCGUGGCCCGGGCACGCGCCCGGUUGUGCCAGGCCGACCUGGUGCUGGCAGUGCUGGAUGCCACCUCGGUGUCACCCACGCCGGUGGCUCUGGGGGCGGCGCUGGCGGCGCUGGAGCCGCCCCCGGGCACCCCCUGCGUGCUGGUGCUCAACAAGGCCGACCUGCUGGGGGGGCACGGGGGGUCCCCGAGUGCCACCCCUGCCCCGGGAACCCCUGCCACACCCCUGUCCUGCGGGGGGUCCCCGAGUGCCACCAGUGCCCAGGGACAGGGACCCCCUGCCACCCCCCUGUCCUGUGGGGGGUCCCCGAGUGCCACCAGUGCCCAGGGACCCCCUGCCACCCUGCUGUCCUGUGGGGGAUCCCUGAGUGCCACCGGUGCCCAGGGACCCCCUGCCACUCCCCUGUCCUGCGGGGGGUCCCCGAGUGCCACUGGUGCCCAGGGACCCCCUGCCACACCCCUGUCCUGCGGGGGAUCCCUGAGUGCCACCAGUGCCCAGGGACCCCCUGCCACCCCGCUGUCCUGUGGGGGGUCCCCGAGUGCCACCGCUGCCCAGGGACCCCCUGCCACCCCGGUGUCCUGUGGGGGGUCCCUGAGUGCCACCAGUGCCCAGGGACCCCCUGCCACACCCCUGUCCUGCGGGGGAUCCCUGAGUGCCACCAGUGCCCAGGGACAGGGACCCCCUGCCACCCUGCUGUCCUGCGGGGGGUCCCCGAGUGCCACCGCUGCCCAGGGACAGGGACCCCCUGCCACCCUGCUGUCCUGUGGGGGGUCCCCGAGUGCCACUGGUGCCCAGGGACCCCCUGCCACCCUGCUGUCCUGCGGGGGGUCCCCGAGUGCCACCGCUGCCCAGGGACAGGGACCCCCUGCCACCCUGCUGUCCUGUGGGGGGUCCCCGAGUGCCACCGGUGCCCAGGGACCCCCUGCCACCCUGCUGUCCUGUGGGGGGUCCCCGAGUGCCACCGGUGCCCAGGGACAGGGACCCCCUGCCACCCUGCUGUCCUGCAAGACGGGCGAGGGGCUGGAGGCGCUGCUGGAGCUGCUGGCACAACAGCUGGCACAGCUCUGCGGGGAUCCCCUCCUGGGCUCCCCCAGCCUGACCCAGAGCAGGCACAGCCGCCACCUCGGGGCGUGCGCGGCGGCCCUGCAGCGCUUCGGGGACCUUGGGGACAGCGGGGACCUGGCGGUGGCGGCCGAGCAGCUGCGGGUGGCGCGGCGGGAGCUGGGCAGGAUCACCGGGCACGUGGGCGCCGAGGACGUCCUGGAUGUCAUUUUCAGGGAUUUUUGUGUCGGGAAGUGACGGUGGCGCUCCGUGGGGCGCGGUGUCACCGGGAUUAAACCGCGGUGCCUUUGGUGGC
This is a messenger RNA of Haemorhous mexicanus (house finch), 2359 nucleotides long. It is a transcript of the gene GTPBP3, whose product is annotated as GTP binding protein 3, mitochondrial. The record is from RefSeq and is a predicted model, not a curated record. Gene Ontology annotation, molecular function: GTPase activity; protein binding; GTP binding. Gene Ontology annotation, cellular component: mitochondrion; cytoplasm. Gene Ontology annotation, biological process: tRNA wobble uridine modification; tRNA methylation. Lineage: Eukaryota; Metazoa; Chordata; Aves; Passeriformes; Fringillidae. Bases 1 to 2301 code for a protein of 766 amino acids. The transcript has 9 exons.